CACUUCUACUUCAUUGACUUCAUGAAUAAAACCAGAGACUCGGACUCCGGAUUCUCAUCGCCAUACCCCAUUUCCUUCCAUGGCUCCUACUUUCAUCUCAAAUCGCUCUGCCGCCGUCGCGGCUGCCGUUUUCUUCUCUCUCUUCCUCACCUCUGCCUUGGCCGCGGCGGAGCCCGUUCUGUCGCUGGAAAAGCUCGGGCUCCGGCGACGGGAGAAGCUGAGCCACCUCCACUUCUACUUCCACGACAUCGUCAGUGGACGGAACCCCACAGCAGUGCCAGUCGUCUUGCCGCCUCAGGCCAACGCCUCACGGUCUUUAUUCGGCAUGGUGGUCAUGACGGACGAUCCGCUAACAGAGCGGCCGGAAAUUGGGUCGAAAUUGCUGGGAAGAGUUCAAGGGUUUUAUGCCUCGGCGUCGCAAACGGAACUUGGGUUCUUAAUGGUUAUGAAUUUUGCGUUUGUGGAAGGGAAGUACAAUGGGAGUUAUUUGAGCAUUUUGGGGCGGAAUACGGUUAUGUCUGCAGUCAGAGAGAUGCCGGUCGUCGGCGGCGGAGGACUUUUCCGAUUUGCUCGCGGGUAUGCUCAGGCGAAGACUUACACGGUGAAUUACAGCACCGGUGAUGCCGUUGUAGAGUAUAACGUCUAUGUCUUCCACUACUAGAAAAGUGUUUGGGGAUUUUACCUUUUUUCUUUUGUGUUAUUUGAAUGAAUGUUAGACAACUAAGUUAUUGUGUUCGGUUGACAUGUCUGUUAUCACAUGAGAGCGUUAUUUUGCUUCUUUCUAUUAUCACCAAUAAAUACUCGGUACUAAGUCAUUCAUAGCAUUACUAUAUUUCUCAA
Molecule: messenger RNA, 840 nt
Organism: Cucurbita pepo subsp. pepo (vegetable marrow)
Lineage: Eukaryota; Viridiplantae; Streptophyta; Magnoliopsida; Cucurbitales; Cucurbitaceae
Source: RefSeq, a predicted model, not a curated record